AUGUGGUUGAUGUUUGUGACUAGAGAGAAGGAACUUGAGCUUAUUUUUUGGGAUGAAAUGCCCGACAAUUCACCUUUAUGGUCUACUUUCUAUGUUCAGGGUGGUAAUGGAUAUGCAAAGGAUUCGUAUUUUAAGAAUCUCAAUGUUGAUACUGUUUCCAACCCUAUAAUCACUGAUCAAUAUUACUACGCAGUGGCAGGUGCCUUCGCGCUUCAGGGUGGUAAUGGAUAUGCAAAGGACUGGUACUUUAAGAACCUUAAUGUUUAUACUGUUUCCAACCCUAUAAUCACUGAUCAAUAUUACUACGCAGUGGCAGGUGCCUGCGCGCUUCAGAAUGUGACAUACGAGCAUUUCACUGGAACAUCAGCUACACAAGCAUCAGUGGUUGUAAACUGCAGUCCAGCUAUUCUUUGCACUGACCUAACGUUUAAUACCAUAUUAUUAUCGCCUGCAAAAUGGGGAGAAAUUGUUAAGUCAGUUUGUAUUAAUGCUCAUGGAGAAAGAGCUGGAUUGCUUCAUCCUAAGAUACCAUGUCUGCUUAAUUGA
This is a messenger RNA of Papaver somniferum (opium poppy), 546 nucleotides long. Its product is annotated as probable polygalacturonase At1g80170. Gene Ontology annotation, molecular function: polygalacturonase activity. The transcript is spliced from 4 exons. The coding region runs from base 1 to 546 and encodes 181 amino acids. Lineage: Eukaryota; Viridiplantae; Streptophyta; Magnoliopsida; Ranunculales; Papaveraceae. Gene Ontology annotation, biological process: carbohydrate metabolic process. The record is from RefSeq and is a predicted model, not a curated record.